CCGAUACGUUUCCUUACCAGCUGUUUUUAGAAGCGAACUGACGGCAAUUGAAGAUACACGAACAUUAGCAGCUGUGAACAAGUUCAUAACGUGGACAUAGUUGAGCAUAUGGAUAUUUCUAUUUGAAGCAUAUUUUCUUCAGUGAACUUGUAAUUCUUGUCCUCGCAGAACAUCUCCGAUUAACACAAUUAUCUUUAGGAAAUAGUUUUGUUUUCCUCAAGUUCAUCAUCAUGGCAUCCACGGAGUCUGGCGCACGAUUUCAGGUGCUUAGCUACCCGCAGGUUGUGCGGUUAGACGAGGUGCUGACUACCCCUGUUGCCGUGCAUGGAAGGGGCAACUUUCCCACCUUGGAUGUGACUCUCUUGGAUUUAGUGGAAAAUGUUCGUGAAAAACUGGUUGGCAGCAAUAUUGAUGUCCGGUGCAUUCGAAUGAAUGGCGGUGCGGCUAGUUACAUCUUGAGCACGGAAACGAAUCAAUCGUACAACGACUUGGAUUUGAUUUUUGGGGUUGACCUCUCGAAGACGGAGAACUUGGAUAUCAUCCGUGAUGCUGUCUUCGAAUGCCUGCUCAACUUUCUACCCGAGGAUGUUAAUAAGGAACGUAUGACAUCAUGUACCAUGCAGGAGGCUUACACGGAGAAGAUGGUGAAGAUCUACAAUGAUAAUGACCGGUGGAGCUUAAUCAGUCUCUUGAACUUGGCUGGUAAGAAUAUUGAGUUGAAGUUUGUGGAUCUGAUGAGAAGACAGUUUGAGUUCAGUGUGGAUUCCUUCCAGAUUGUUCUUGAUUCUCUCCUGUUCUUCAGGAAGAUAUCCGAAGUGCCCAUGACCAGGCAUUUCUAUCCUUCAGUCGUGGGAGAGAGUGUCUUCGGAAACUUUGAGGAAGCCCUUUACCACCUGCACAAUAAGCUGAUCGCCACAAGAAACCCGGAAGAGAUCCGGGGUGGUGGCCUGCUCAAGUACUGCAACCUCUUGUCACGGGACUACAGCCCUGCUUGUGAGGAGGAGAUCAAGAAAAUGGAGAGGUACAUGUGCUCGCGAUUCUUCAUCGAUUUCUCGGACCUUCUCCAGCAGCACCAGAAGCUGGAAAGCUACCUUAACACGCACUUUGCCGAGGACGUGGACAAGUACGAGUACCUGAUCAUCCUCCGCAGAGUCAUAGACUCAAGCACGGUGUGUCUGAUGAGCCAUGAGCGCCGUCAGACGCUAAAGCUGAUCACAGACUUGGCCCAGAGUGUUCAGUGGUCUCUUGCCUUCCAGUCGCAGUCGAUGCAACCCGUCAACCUCUACUCCCAGCUUCCGAUCGCCUUCGCGGUGCCACCACCACCUCUUCACACCUCCACCACCACCAAACACAACAGCUGGCAUUCCGGAGUUGCCACUUCCCGUCACCACCAACAGUACCACCCACCACACCAUCAGCAGCAACACCACCACAACAAGAACAGCAGUCAAGGAAGACAUCACAACAACAUUCCCUUCAGGUCACAUCAGGGCAGGAACACAUCCUACAACUCCAGCAAUUACGGGAAACCACGAUUCAUUCCACACAUGAACAACUACAGGCAUGAUGCCAAUAAUAAUCACAGCAAUGUGUUCAGAAGUAAUAAUGUUGAUCCAAGGUGGACAAGUUGCUACUAAUGCUCACAUUAAGUCCAUCAAGACUGACUUUAAACCUAUUCUCAUAAUUCUAAUAAUUCUACAAGUGUGCGCUUCCUGCUAUUUAAUCAGAGUGUACAUGAUGUAGAUAUUGUUUCAAAUUAUCAAAAAGAAAAAGCUUUAAAAAAGUACUAUGGAAAUGUUUUAUGUUAUGUCAUAUUUGUGGUGUAUUGAAAUGUUCAAUACUGUUUAUUUUUGGUUUAUGACUCAAACUUGCCAAUUUAUGUUCAGACAAUCUGAGACAGGUAGAUUUUAUUCAGGAAAGAUGAACUAAUAUGAUGUACUCUUUCGCACUUACAACAAUGUACACUGAUUCCAUUAGAAUGUUCAGAUAUUCCUGUCUCCUUUUCCACUAGUAUGUUUGUGGCUCUAGUUUGGAAUGGAGAGGGGUAGCAUUCAGAUGGGACAGUGCUUUUUUUUGUCUCAGGAACACACAUGAUUUAAUAAGAUUUUAUAAUUCCUCUAUAUUACAGUUCAGUUGACAGUUGCCCCACCCAAUCCCCUUUUGAAAGUGUGAAGUAUUGUUGCCUUGGAAUCCUGUUCAUAAAUAUUGUGGGCCAAUUUAAAGUGAUAUCGACUCAUCAAAUGCUUUACCGGUGAAUAGAUUUUGAUUUAAUGGGCAGUAGAGCUUAAAAUAAGCCUUUUCUCCAGAGCAAAUAUGGUGCUAUGAUCCAUGUGCAAAAUUGUGCAUUCAACAGAUAAAAUUAUCUUGAAAUAUGAUAUGCUUGAAGUUUGAAUUAAAAAGAAACUUCUCUUCCUUUCGAUCUGAAAGUAUGUUGAAAUAUUUAAGACCAUUACUGUAUAUUAUUUCCAAAUUCCCAUUGGGUACAAAUUUAUCCUUUGCAUAAAACUGUGAAGCAUUGUAAUUUAUGUUAAUUAUUAAUUAUUAUCCUGUGAAAACCAGGGACAAAAAAACUUGAAAAAAUGAAAUCAGCAUUGUCACAACCUAAAAAUCAGUAUUGUAAAACAUUUGAGCUGACAAUUAUUGGACAAACAUGUUCAGUGACAAUGCAUUUAGUUAUUUAUUCAAACUGGUAGUAAACUUUGCACUUACAGUGUCGAUGCAUCAACAGAACUGAAGGUCUAGGAAAAAUAGGAAUGGGGAAUUCUGGAAUGGUUCUACAUUGUACCCGUCUUUACAAUCUUGUUUCAACCUGUUUACAUGUGUCAAUAUCAGGAUGAUUGCGCCACAAGCCAUAUUGACUGUUAGGAGCCAGAAGGGAAUUGAAUCAGUGUCAAACAAUGAGCUAAUGCCCUUCUUUUUCCGAGCAAAUGAUAUGUACCUGUAAGCCCCCCUUAUGCAAAAGAUCCAGGAAGCUUAUGUACACAAUGGAUGGUUAAAGGUCUGAAUUGUGCAAUUUUUUUUCCUCUCGUGUAUUGUUUCACUUCGAUGGACCUUGGCACAUGUAUGGCUCCAGUCAGCCACAAACAGAUCAGGCAAAAAGCUCCUCCCAAGAGUCGUUCUCAAAUCUCAAGCAAACAAUUUUUUUUUUUAGUGGUGCUCAAUGUAGUGCGUGGGUGGACAGUGGGUGAACCAGUACUGCGGUAAAGUGCCUUGGACUGUUUCCUUGAAUUUGGCAAGGCUUCUUGUAAUUUGUGAGUAAGACGCGUUAAAAGGAUUUUUUGAAUGACUUCUCUCUAACUUGGGUUAAGGGGUUACUUGUAGGCCUAUAACUAAAUGUAUACCAGAUAUUUACAUGUAUGUUUGGCUUUAGUAACCAUUUAUUUUAACCCACAAGGACCUGCUGCAAACUCUUAUUUCUUCAAGAAUAAGAAAUUCCCCUUUUUUUGCAUUGAUGUUCAACUAAUGUACAUUUCAGUAUACCAAUUUGAAAUCUAUUGGUAUUAAAUUCAUCAUGUACAGUCAGUGCUUGGUGUACAUGUACACGGAAGCAUAUUUUUGGGGCCCACCUUUCACUGACUAUGGAAAUAAGGCUUGGUCAAAAUUUUCUUCAGGAACUGAAAGUAACUAAGGACAUAUUGACACCAAAGAUUCAAUGAGGCCAACAUGUACAGUACAGUAGGCCCUACACAUUUUUUCAUCAAACCUUUAACAUUUUAUUCUGUGCUGGCUAUAAGCGGCUCUGUUUAAAGUGAUUUGUUCUGGCUUGAUCAGUGUAAUGUGACAAAGAUGUAAAAGGAUAAUGAGAUUUUUAUAGAAAGGGUUUACUUAAAAUUAGGAGAAAAAGAAUAACAGCCUAGAAAAGCGGUUUAGAUGGCAUUUGCUCUUUGAAGCAUGUCUCCUACCAAACCAUGUACAUGUACACAAGAAAGAGACAAGAAAAUUAGGGUAUCAGGAGCUCAGACCAUUUUGUUAUCUUCCUAAUCCUCUUUUAAUUUUGUGUUUAACUUCACUCAAGUAGAAAACACUCUAGUCAGCUUUUUCCUCACCAAAAAUGACAGGUAUGUGUAUUUGACAAGUCUGUGUGA
This is a messenger RNA of Strongylocentrotus purpuratus (purple sea urchin), 4085 nucleotides long. Its product is annotated as terminal nucleotidyltransferase 5C. The coding region runs from base 231 to 1637 and encodes 468 amino acids. NCBI's taxonomy places the organism in Eukaryota, Metazoa, Echinodermata, Echinoidea, Camarodonta, Strongylocentrotidae. The transcript has a single exon. Gene Ontology annotation, molecular function: poly(A) RNA polymerase activity; RNA binding. Gene Ontology annotation, biological process: mRNA stabilization. The record is from RefSeq and is a predicted model, not a curated record.